CAGGCACGUCAGCUCUCGCCUCGCCUGGUCGCCUGGCUGCACUCGCCGCCUUCAACGGGGAAGCGCGCCCUACAACUUUACUGUGUCAAGCUUUCCUUACAAACGAAUUGGGUAUUAAGUUGCGUUCUAAUUCUCUUUUGGCAUUGACUAUUCACGAAGGAUAGACGUUCGUUAGCUGUGCCUGUUGAACUUGCCCCGGUUUUCGGGUGCAUUAAUGUUAAGUUAUCGUAAUGUAGAUAUUGAAGAGAACUAUCUUCUGCGUUGAUGAAGGACUUUGAAAAAAAAGUUGUGUGAAAGUGGAUUUAUCAGGAUAAUCAUGAUGUCGACGAAAAGACUUCCAAUUGACGUCAUCAAGCUGGUGAACUACCUCAUACCCUACGUCAUCAUUUUUGUCUUCCUGACGUCAACAUCAACAGGCAAAUACCAGGCAGAAAAGGAUGCACCGGAGAGGGCGCCAGCAUACUUCAAAGAUGACUCAGAUAUUGAGAGGUAUUUGGAGAUGUAUCACACCGAUGUCAUGCUGUGGAGAUGUAAAAACGCCAUUACAAGAAAAUGGACAGGGUUGCCGUUUGAUUACAUAGAGUUAUACUGUGAGGUUCUUGGAAAAGUUAAGUCAAUCGACCUGUUCCACAAUUGGCAGAAAGUAAAAAUAGGGAGCCGCAUCCAACUCAUUGCCUCGCCACAUCACAACAAGGGCAAGGUCUACUCUCACUGGAUGGACUUCCGCAUCCGUAUAAAUCAAGCCACGAAGAAGGAUGCUGGAUCUUACAUCAUCCGCGUGAAGAGCCCCCUCGGUAACAGAGAGUCUCAAAUGAUCUUCCUUGAUAUCUCGAAGAAGAAACAGCUGUACGAUCCUGAGGAAAAUGAGGUCAUGGCUAAGAAGCGCUGGGAGCGUCGCAUGCGCCGGAGAAAGCAGCGGCGACGUAGGAAGCGAAAGAGGGCUAGGGCAAGGGCUAAGGCGUGAGGUGGAAAACUAUUGUGGGGUACGGCUUGUGAGGAAUUGGACGGGAUUGGUGGUUUUAACGGCGCCCAAGAUGGCCGGCCGAUACUCAUUUUAAUCACAGUGGAGAUUACUUUUUGCUUUUGGGAUGUGGAAAUGGCUGUUGAUGAUGAUAUUUCGGCGAGGCUGGGCAUUGCACACUGAAUUGGCGCUGUUGUUUUCUCUAAGUUGGCAAUGUUCAAACUUAUCAUAUAGCCAUGGUAUUGACGAACCUGGCCUGUGAACGUAUCUGAACAUACUGAUAAAGAUACUCUGAAAAGUACAUGACAAUGUUGAAGCAUCCCGCUGGAGAUGCGAGUGCACAUCCUAUUAUACUCGGCGCAAUUGUAAGAACGUUGCAUUGCAGGAGUGUAAAUGGGGUACCUACGUACUCCUACGCUACCUGUAGGCGAGAAGAGCAGCAAAUGUAUGUGUCCAGCGGGUCCCUCGCAAGCCAUAUAAACGAGAGGAACUACCGGUAAAGAUUAACGAGUGCAUGACAGUAGCUCUUCAGAGGACAUUAUUCAGAGAUAGCAUGCUCUGGUAUAUGCUCACUUAUUAUUGUAUAACGGUUGUAAAUAGUUUUUUGAGGGUGGCGGCUAAGGGGAGGGAGAGAAGGGAGAGGGCCGUGUUCCUGUCAUCUCUCGUUGUGGAAAAUCAGUUCCACCUCCGUUGAGGUGGGUAAUCUGGGUCAUCCAGUUAAUAAUUUUCUUGAUUUUGAUUAUAUUGAAAUACGCAUUUUUUCAAUCGUGCCAGCGUAAUCUACGAACGAUUAUAUGACAAAAGAACUACUUCAAAAUUGAAUGUAGGUUCUUACACAGGAGGGGGGAGGGGGAGUGCGUUAGAGAUGUAUCUCAUUACUUAAGAACGGGUAUUAGUUUGGUCGUCUGGGCCAGUACGUUGUGUUCUCAGAAUUUUUAAACCUUGAUUCGUCAGCCGUCGAUGACACUAUACAUUUAGCUUACAUUUAACUGUGUAUACUGAGUUAUAAUCGACACCCUUAGGGCAUUGUACCUUGAAGGUAGGCAACAGAGAUGACUAUUCUACAGCGGGGACGGGGAGGUGAGUAAGUUUACUUUCACGCUGGUAGUUUGGCAAAAGUUUGGUAUGAAAAUACAGUUUAAAACAUGUAUCUCCUUCGAACUCUGUACUUUUAGCUAUGUUUAUUUACAUACAUUUCAAAUUGUACAUUGUUUAUCUUGCUGAUCACAAACAAGGACAUUGCUUCAUAAUGGCAUAAUCCAUACGGGAGAUAUUUUGUCCGUAUUAGCGCAUAUCCUUAGAGGCGGCUGAGUUAGAGCAAACCAACAGUAAGAGAUAUGUGGGACGUCUCUCGUUAGCUAGACAAAGAAGUCAGGUGACUCAAGUUCGAGUAUCAUGCUACAGAACUGUAAACAAUCAAAAGAUGUGUUCAUCUUGACUGAAAAGUAACAUGUCGACUGUUAAUAUGUAUUGUCUUGUGCGAAAUGUGGUAGAAAUUUCUCCUUCAGAUUACUGAUAUUUACAAAUCGCGUUUAAAAUAUUGAGUAUGUGUACUGUUGUAACGCUGAAUUGGUGUCUCCAUCUGAGUUGUCUCGUUACCAAUCAUCUAUGUCUGUGUUCUCUGGCUGUAAUGUAUUAGUUCACAUGUAGAUAGGGACACUGUACAAAGUGUGGUGUGCAUCGUUACCCCUUUAUUCUGUCUUCAUGUAAUGUGCAUUUCACUACGCAGUACGUUCAGAUGAGACACGGCCCAAAUAUGAACAAAUGAUUAAGCUCAUUAGCGAUUCCUAACUUGAUCACCCCGUCAUGUCGUUCUCACUGAGUUUAACUUGCUAUGCUGUGCGGUUCGUAUCUCCGUGAUAGAAUUGUUUAUGUUGUACACCUCCGUAAAUAAAUGAUAUCAAAUAACCAA
Messenger RNA from Lineus longissimus, 2873 nucleotides. RefSeq lists its product as uncharacterized. Lineage: Eukaryota; Metazoa; Nemertea; Pilidiophora; Heteronemertea; Lineidae. The record is from RefSeq and is a predicted model, not a curated record. The transcript is spliced from 5 exons. Bases 317 to 964 code for a protein of 215 amino acids.